CUCACAAUCUGCCCCGCAAGGUUCAUUCAAAGCAAUUGGACGAAGACUUGAAAGAUCAAGCAAGACAUCAUUCUUUCAUCUCUUUCUUCCAUGGCGGCUUUGACCCGAAGAACCAACCAGCUACCGUAGUAGUUGUAAGAUCGACCAGUCCGUCGUGUUGUUGAGCCCUCUAGCUAGAGUAACAACUAGACCAUGCGGUUCGGCCCGGACGACGAGCAUGUGUCUCUGUAUGGAAAACCGCUGUAUCAACGGGGAGGACAACUGCUGCUCAAGACACUGACUGGCAGCUACGGCUAUGCCGAUGAGAAUGGCCAUGAAGUACUAGCCGCUAACAAUCGCAACAAUCCGCAACGCUACCCUAGUCUUCCUGUGGAUCGUCUCUUGAAAGCGUUUGCCCAAGAGCAACAAUGGUGUAUUGAAUCCAUUCGCAUCUCCCACGUCCAACUGCUGGGCACCACGGGACAGUUCCAGAAACUCGCCUCUUGUUUGACACAAUGUCAUACACUCAAAUCCGUCAUCUUUGGAGAUUCUCGCACUGCGUCUCUAGUGUCAUCAGGCGGUGAUAGUAGUAUGGAGCACAGCAGUUUAGAAACAACAACCACGAACAAUCAUUCAGAGGAACAUUAUGCUUGGUGUGGAUUCGACACCAUGGUCGGAGCCUUGUCCAAAGCACCACACUUGCAAGAAGUGUCACUGCAAAACAUGCCCGAACUCUCGGGUCAAGCUCUGGGGGCAUUGUGUCGCUCCACCAGUAUCUCCAAGCUGCAACUCUUACUGUCACAAUCCGUGCUGCCCACUGGAUCCAUUACCGGUGACUACCUCCGGAACAUGACCGAGAGCCUCCAGACCAAUCAGACCAUGAAAGAAUUGCGUAUCUUUGGCGUACUAGACUACGAUGCUUGUCACUAUCUCUCUCAGAUGCUGCUCGUCAAUCGAACACUGCAAAAACUGGCGCUCAAGAUCAAACUCAAACCGUCAGCCCAAACUACUUCUCAUAUUCAUGAUGACAACAACUUGGAGGAAUGCCACCUUCCGCUAGUAGCACCAUCCACACACUCUCCUCUCCCAUUGCUGGAUGCAUUGGCGUCCCCUCAGUGCUCGCUGACAAGCCUGGAAAUCUACAUUUCGGGUUCACGGCCAGAUCUAGAAGCGUACGCCACGGCCUUUACAGCGGCUCUCCAAGUCAACCAAUCGUUGCAACAUUUAAAUGUCAUCUUUUAUGGGUUGGAUACUACCACGGCCAUUGCUGCCGCCGCUACGGGUGGUGCUGGUGCAACCUUGGGGGGUGCCCUGGCUGCCAUGAGAACCAACGAAUUGUGGAUGACGCGACUGGCCCAAACACUGAAAAAUGGAAACUAUACCUUGCAGCAAAUCUUGAUCAACCAUGGCCUGUUGGAUCUGACAGAUGUUGUCAAGUUCUAUCUUCGAUUGAAUCGAGCUGGAAGAAAGCAAAUCUGUCAAUUUAGGAGUGCUGUUGUGGAUGAUGCCGAGAGGGAUGAAGACUUUGUGUACGAUGAUAGAGUGGUCACGUCGAGUCCUUCCUCGUCUGCAGUGACCAUGAUAACGGCGCCAAGACCAUCCGAAUUUGACCUUUGGGUGGCAACGCUGGCCCGUGUAAGGAAUGAUCUUUCCUGCAUCUUUUACUUUCUCAGUUGCAAUCCCACUCUGUUCUGCGGCGCUGAUAAUAACAACAACAGGACAGCGCCGCUAGGGUCAGCUCGUCGUGUCAUACACGCCGGAGAGAGACGCACCUCCUCCCGUGCCGUUGCUUGGCGAAACGAAGCUCUAGUAGAGGACGGACGUCCGCCCUUGAAGAAGAAACGAUGAUGAAAGUGGUAUUUGUUUUGCCUGCUUGCAUGUUACAUGUUGGGCUGCAUUGCACACGCUGUGCUAUCUCUGCGUUGGUGCGUCAGUUCUUUUAAAAUACUAUAACAAAGAUUUUGGUAGUG
This is a messenger RNA of Seminavis robusta, 1949 nucleotides long. Lineage: Eukaryota; Bacillariophyta; Bacillariophyceae; Naviculales; Naviculaceae. The record is from the annotation of a GenBank genome assembly.